Messenger RNA from Torulaspora delbrueckii, 1479 nucleotides. RefSeq names its product RNA exonuclease (gene NGL2). Gene Ontology annotation, molecular function: poly(A)-specific ribonuclease activity. The coding region runs from base 1 to 1479 and encodes 492 amino acids. The record is from RefSeq and is a predicted model, not a curated record. Lineage: Eukaryota; Fungi; Ascomycota; Saccharomycetes; Saccharomycetales; Saccharomycetaceae. The transcript has a single exon.
AUGGCUGACGAAAAGGCUUCAUGUAGCGAGCACGUCAACCAACAUGGUGACCAGACGAAGAAACAUGGAAAGAAAGGGAAGAACAGGAAUCCUCGGAAGGAAAUGUCGCCUGAGCAUGUGGCAAAAGUUAGAGCGGAGAGAGAGGCGGCUAGGAAAGCUAAAAGGGAGGAGAUGCUUGCCAAGGGAAUGGACCCCGAUCAUCCACCUGAGCUACAAUUUAUUAAGAGGCCGUUAUUGACAUUGCACGAGGAUGAGCCCAUAGAGGGACUCAGUUUCAAGCUGUUGACUUACAAUUGCCUGGCACAGGCUUUGAUUAGAAGGAAACUGUUUCCAGAUAGUGGCGACUCUUUAAAAUGGUUUCGCCGAUCCAAAGUCUUACAGUAUGAGUUUAAACACUACAAUGCUGACGUUCUGUGCCUUCAGGAGAUAGAUUACAUCCAGUACCAGCAGUUUUGGAAAGACGAACUCGACAAACUGGGAUAUGACACACAGUUUUACAAGCAGCCAUGCAAGAAUCAUGGUGUCUCAAUUGCUUGGAAACGUCAUCUUUUCCAGCUUACCGACCGAAUGCUGAUAGAUUAUGACAAAGAGUCUUCUGGCAAGAUUGAGAAGAGAACUCUUACACAUAAUAGUGGUCUAAUUCUGGCAUUGAAGUUUACUGACGCGGCAAAACAGUCAUGUCCUCAUAUUCGCAAGUCCGGUAUCUUAGUUGGAACCAGUCAUCUCUUCUGGCAUCCGUUCGGUACCUAUGAGAGGACUAGACAGUGUUAUGUUGUACUAAAGAAGAUGAAAGAGUUUAUGAAAAGAGUUAACGUGCUGCAGAAUAACAAUGAUGGAAACCUUUCUCACUGGGUACCAUUCUUUUGUGGUGAUUUCAAUUCACAGCCAUUUGACACACCAUAUUUAUCAAUGACAUCAAAGCCUGUGGAAUACACUGGGAGAGCUAAGACUGUCGUAGAGUGUAGUACAUCCUAUACGUUUUCGAAACUCAGAAAUGGAGAAGAAGAUGCUGAAGACGAAGAAGGUGGUAAUAUUGAAAAGUUUGGCAAGGAUCAACCACAGACACCCGUACCUGAGACCUUCGAUGCCACUCCUGAACAACAAAAAUUGGUCGAAGAAAUGCAAGAGUUGCACAACUCAAUCGAUAUGAGAGCCAUUUCGUUGUAUGCAGUAGGAUACGGAGAAGUACAUCCUGAAAAUUCAGGCAUUGAUAAUGAUCGUGGUGAGCCUGAAAUGUCUAACUGGGCCAAUACGUGGCGAGGGUUGCUGGAUUACAUACUCCUAAUUACUCAGUGGGAUUCCUCUGACAGGAAAAAAGUUGACUCGCUGGAGACAUUUGAGAAAGAGAACUCAUUAAAGCUAAGAGGCUUAUUACGGAUGCCGCCUGCCAGCGAAAUGUCGCACCAUGGGCAACCGCACGAAGGAGAAUAUGCCAGUGACCACUUAUCGAUGAUGUGCACAAUCGAACUAACAGCCUAA